Molecule: messenger RNA, 2157 nt
Organism: Panonychus citri (citrus red mite)
Lineage: Eukaryota; Metazoa; Arthropoda; Arachnida; Trombidiformes; Tetranychidae
Exons: 9
Coding region: 354-1838 (494 amino acids)
Biological process (GO): transmembrane transport
Molecular function (GO): transmembrane transporter activity
Source: RefSeq, a predicted model, not a curated record
CUUGUCGACAUUAAUUUACUUCAAUUGGAUUUAAUUUAAUUUAAUUUAAUUUCAAUCCUUGAUUGUGUCUCACUCAUUCAUUAUUUUCCAGUUAAAAUUUUCAAUGGUGAUUAAAUUGUGAUUUAAUUAUUACUUAACUACUUCCUUGUGACUUUUUUUAUAUACAAUUUAUUUUUCAAGAGCAAUUAACAAUCACACAAUUGAUUUAAUCUUGACAGUGACAAUAAAUUAAUGUGAAACCAUCAAAACAAUCAACUAAAUUGGUGAUUAUUUGUUAUUUAUGAUAAGUUAUUUUUUCACCAAUUCCAAUUGAACCAAAGUUUUCCGAUCUCAUCUCGAAGUCUCUCUCGACCAUGAGCCGAACCAAAGGAAUCUUAUCUGUCAUCGGCUGUUCGAUAAUCUACUUUUCUAUUGGACUUUACUUUAGUUCGGGCAACACAGCGAUCUAUUUAACCUCUUAUCUUCGGGCUAAAACGGGCUCAAACGCGACCUUGACCGACUCUGUUUGGUUUCUCUAUGCAGUCGGUUUAUCAGCUGUUAUCUUACCUUUCGGCGGCUGGUUAGACUCAAAAAUUGGUGCACGUGGUGUUUGCCUACUCGGUGGACUAUUGCAAAGUGGCGGUAUAAUUGGAACUUAUUUCGCUUUGGAUCACAGUUUCCUUCUCGUGCUAAUAUGUUACGGCGGGAGUUUCUUACUGUCAUGUGGUGUUGCAUACACAGGACCAUUAGUUGAGAUUAACAAGUGGUUCCCAGAAAAAAAAGGUCUCGUGACUGGAAUCGCUUGUGCAUCGAUGGCAUUUGCACCAACCGCUUGGACUCCCUUGAUCACCACACAAAUCAAUCCCUUGAAUAUCCCACCUGACAUGAAAGGUUAUUUCACCGAUACCUUAGUAUUGGAGCGAACCAAAGAUUCACUUAUAUUUCAAGGACUAGUGACCAUGUUCAUGUUUGCCCUUGGCACUGCGUUACUUUAUCCUGCACCUUCAGCUGAAGAUAUUGAAUCAGAAAAGAAAGCCUCAGGCAAUUUAGAUUCUAAUCCAGAUAAACUUUCUAGUUACCGAUUCGACGAUGGCCUCACACCUUCCCAAGCCGUUAGAACUUUCGAGUUUCUAAUUUUAUCCAUAAAAAUCAUGUUAACCGAACUUGUAUUUUUUUAUCUUCUCUUUGUUUACAAGCCCUUUGGUCAAACAUUUAUCCAUAAUGACCUCAUGUUAUCAACUAUUGGAGCUUGUGCCGGACUGUCCAAUACAUUUUGUCGUCUCUUUAUGGGCUACGUUAAAGACAUUUUUAGUUACAAGGUUUGCUGUUUACCUCUGAGUGCACUUUCAACCAUUUUGAUUGCUUCACUUCCGUUCACAUCGAUGGCACAUCCACUCGUUUACUCGGUUGCUGUUGUCGCGGCUUUGGGUAUCAUUGGAUCACAAUAUGCGCUCAUGCCAUCGGCGGUCACUGAUAUUUUCGGUGAAAAACAUGCAUCGAUAAAUAUUGGGCUGGUCUAUGUCUCAACGGUUAUCGCUGAUGUUGGUGGUGCCUUAGGGUCACAAUAUUUAACUGAAUAUCUUGGUUGGACCGGAAUGAUCUAUGCAAUCAGUUUCUGUGCUUUUAUGGAUUUCUUAGCGACAUUCGCACUUCCAUCUGACCCGGCCAAGAGACUUCGAGAAAAACUUGACGGGGACAAACACACAAUGACUGAAGUAACACAGAGCUACACAAUCAGUUUACCAAGAGGAAAACUAUCAUCACCAUCGCCUGCAUAUAAUUAUAAUCGAAGCGCAGUUCCAGUUCCAGUUAUACUCCCAGAAAUUUAUCUACUCAGAAAAGAGUCAACGAAGAGAUAGAUUCAAAAGAAGAGGCCAAACAUCUUAAAUAAAUGUAAUAAUUAUCUGAUUUCAAAUCGACGAUAUUUUCAUUGUAAAUGUUUAUAAAAAUUGAAACUGUUGCUUUGAUCUUUCAAUAGAUGGCAUAAGGAGUUUCACCAGAUUUCUAACAAAUCAAAGUGAAACUGGAUUAACUGUAACAAUCUAAUUUAUUUUUUAGUCAAACCAAUUUAGUAAAAAAAAAAGACUGAAAUAUGAAAAUUUAUCCUCUCAAAUCAAUCGAAACGUGAAUUCUAGAACCAAUUAAACCGAAUAAACCCACGAAUAUUUGCUGUUUGUG